GCUUUCGCGGCGAGGUUGUUACCGGAGGAAGCUCGGUUCAUCUCCAACCAGCCCGGAGUCGUCUCCGUCUUUCCGGACAAGUACGGGAAGCUGGUCACCACGCGCUCAUGGGGUUUCCUCGGGAGUUUGGACUCUCCUGGUAUCCCUUACGCCAAUAUUCCCGCUGACGCCUACUCCUCAGAUACCGUGGUCGGAUUCAUCGACACCGGGAUAUGGCCAGAGUCGCAGAGUUUCCGAUCAGCCAGCAGAGCCCCGCCGCCGGUAGGAUGGAACGGCACUUGCCAAACUUCUAAAGACUUCAACAUGAGUUCGUGCAACGGGUACGUAGUUGAAAACUAUUAG
Linum tenue is the source of this 342-nucleotide messenger RNA. The record is from the annotation of a GenBank genome assembly. NCBI's taxonomy places the organism in Eukaryota, Viridiplantae, Streptophyta, Magnoliopsida, Malpighiales, Linaceae.